Medioppia subpectinata is the source of this 468-nucleotide messenger RNA. The record is from the annotation of a GenBank genome assembly. Lineage: Eukaryota; Metazoa; Arthropoda; Arachnida; Sarcoptiformes; Oppiidae.
AUGAUGGAGAAGGUAGACAUCAGAAACGAAAGUGUAGACCGGCCAGAUGGAUACAAGAUAGUGGGAUACUUUUCUAAAGAAAAGGUUUCUGAACAAGGAUAUAAUCUUGCCUGUAUUUUGACUCUUCCAUCGGAACAAAGAAAAGGCUAUGGAAAAGUUUUAAUAGAUUUUUCCUAUAUGCUCAGCAAAAAGGAAAAUUUAAUAAGUGGACCUGAGAAGCCAUUGAGUGAUUUAGGUUUGUUGUCUUAUCGGGCUUACUGGUUGGAGAUAAUUCUAUCUGAGAUUAGAGAGUCCAAUAAAAUCAAUAUCAAAGAAAUGUCUAACAAGACUCAUAUUUCCGAGGAUGAUAUUAUUGGUACGCUUUUGGCCAACAAGAUGAUAAAAUUUCAUCAGGAUAAUUUAUUGAUAUUGUUAGACUGUAAAUUAAAGAAAAAGUUGGAAAUGGGUAGGAAGCAUCGAAAGUUAUGA